Fomitiporia mediterranea MF3/22 is the source of this 631-nucleotide messenger RNA. RefSeq names its product 60S ribosomal protein L23. The record is from RefSeq and is a predicted model, not a curated record. Gene Ontology annotation, cellular component: ribosome; mitochondrial large ribosomal subunit. Gene Ontology annotation, molecular function: structural constituent of ribosome; mRNA binding. Gene Ontology annotation, biological process: translation; negative regulation of translation. The coding region runs from base 39 to 509 and encodes 156 amino acids. The transcript is spliced from 4 exons. NCBI's taxonomy places the organism in Eukaryota, Fungi, Basidiomycota, Agaricomycetes, Hymenochaetales, Hymenochaetaceae.
GCGAGCGUUGAGGACGACGUCAGCGAACAUUGCUCAGUAUGUCGCAGGCCAUAGGGAAUACUGCACUAGCAUAUGCCAAAGUCUGGCACCAUGUCGAUGCUUCUGGACGUACCCUGGGCAAACUCGCUGAUCGGAUAGCGAUUGUGCUCAUGGGCAAACACAAACCUAUGUACGACCCAGGAGUGGAUUGUGGUGAUUAUGUUGUGGUAACAAACGCAAGAAAUAUCCGCGUAUCAGGAAACAAGGCCCAGCAAAAAGUCUAUUAUAGUCAUACGAUGUAUCCCGGCGGCUUGAAAGAACGGAAGUUUAAGGACCUUAUUGUUCGCAAACCCGAGGAUAUUAUCCGCGAAGCCGUUUCUGGCAUGCUCCCUAAAAACAAGCUACGAGACCGCCGGCUCGAGCGUCUGAGAAUAUUCGCAGAUGAAGACAUGGGAGCGUUCAAGAACAACAUCUUGAAACGAUGGGAGGAUGGGACGCUUCCAAGUGAGACUAUUACGAAAACAUCAUAGCCGUGUUUGGAUGGUCAUUCUGUCACCAUACUCUCCAGUCUCAUCAAUCUUCUUUCAUGUACCAUUAAUUUACAAUCUUCCGGGUAAUGGAUCUCAUUAUUUGCGGACGGUCCUUGUGCUCC